Molecule: messenger RNA, 2193 nt
Organism: Oncorhynchus mykiss (rainbow trout)
Lineage: Eukaryota; Metazoa; Chordata; Actinopteri; Salmoniformes; Salmonidae
Product: hepatic and glial cell adhesion molecule
Source: RefSeq, a predicted model, not a curated record
ACAGCCCAUCCAUUAGGUACAGUGCCCAUCAGUGGCUCUAGCCUAUGGCUACAUGUGGUCAAGGAUGUGGUGACUUAUAGGAAACUCCGCUUCAGAGUGGCCGGCGUCAACAUCACCAGUCAGGCUCAUCUGGUCCGAGGCACGUUGGGUGGAGAGGCCCUCCUCUCCGUCAGCUACACCAGCACUAGCUCUGACCAACCGGUCAUCAAGUGGCAGCUGAAGAGGGACAAGCAGCAGCCCAUCACCGUAGUCCAGUCCAUAGGCACCAGCAUCAUCGGGAACCUGCGGCCCGAGUACAGGGACCGCAUCAUGGUGUUUGAAAACGGCACCUUGCUCCUCCACAACCUGCAGCUGUCUGACGAGGGGGCCUACGAAGUGGAGAUCUCCAUCACAGACGAUCCCUUCACUGCGGAGCGCAACAUCAACCUCACCGUAGAUGUACCUGUGUCCAGACCCUUCGUCCAAAUGAUAGCCUCCUCGGUGCUGGAGUUGAGUGAACUCUUCACCUUACACUGUUCCCACGGCGAUGGCACCAAGCCCACCUAUGGCUGGCUGAAAGGGGGAAAUGUGCUGACCAAUGACUCCCGCUUGCUCCUGUCACAUGACAUGAAGUAUCUGACCAUCGCCCGGGUGCUGAUGUCAGACGAUGACUUCUACAGCUGUACAGUGGAGAACCCAAUAAGCAGCAUGAGGAGUGUGCCCGUCAAACUCACCGUCUACAGACGGAGUUCCCUGUAUAUCAUCCUCACCACCGGGGGCAUUUUCCUCCUCAUCACCCUGGUGACAGUGUGCGCCUGCUGGAAGCCCUCCAGAAAGAAGAAGCGGCGGGCUGCCAUGGCAGCCGCGUUGCAGAGAUCUCCGGUAUAUGUAGAGCGUUGUGACGUCAGGCGUGACGUCAGUCACGAGGUUGAUGUGGUGCCAACAACAAUAGCCCAUGGAACACCUGGCCGUAGGAGCCCAAUGGCUCUUUACGUUCUCAAUGAAGAUGACAGUCUCAAAAGUGAGGACGAGUAUUCAGCCAACUCCAUCAGCCUCUCAGUCCUCGCCCCGCCCGGUUACCCCAGCCCCCUCCCACUGUCCUCCCACUCACCCGAGGCACCCACUCGGCCUGUCCGAAAAUAUCCCCAUACCCCUGUGCCCUCGCCCCCUACCACCCCACUCAGGCCCCCUGGCCAGCCACCUGUCAUGCCCUCAACUCCGCCUGGUUCACCUCCACAUGUUCAGAGCUCUGGGCAUAAACUUCGCCCUCCUGUGGGCAUCCCCUCCAAUCGACAGACAGAGGAGCCCCCGGCCAUCCCAGAGGCCGACGACCAGGAUUAAUGUCUGAAUGACCACCCCCACUCACCUAUCACUGCUUCACCUGUAGAAUUCAUCCACAUCUAUCCAUGGACAUGUGUGCAUUAUCUUGUCUGUUUAGUUGAGUUUUGGUGUAAAGAUAUUUGUUACACCAGGAUCAACUGCUCUGAUCAUGGUUUUCCUAUACCCCUGGAUACGUUGUUCAUUUUCCCCACCAAGGUUUAAAAACAUGAAACAUCGUUCAUACUGCACAACGCCGCUGUGAGAUUGCUUCAGGUGUGAAUCAACUUGGACCAAUGGCCUCCAUGUAGCCUGACUCUAGAUCACUUUGUGCUUUAGCCAACUCCUCUCUGCUGUGGUGACGAUGAUAGUCAGAACACAUACAGAUCUGGGACCAGGCUAACCCCCGUGGCUAUUCUGAUGAACUCAUGUAACAUCUCCACACACCUUUCUAGUACAGUAUCCACCAAUAAUUUUUGGGGGGCAAGCAAUGUAUGGCAGUUGCCACAUGGUAAGGAGCAAGGGGGAUGUAAAUGGCCACAGUCAAUUUACACUGGGAUCUGAAUAUGUUAUUACUUGAAAGUUAAGGUAAUGAUAAUGCGUGGAGUGCAAUUUCAAAUCAAAUUUUAUUUGUCACAAAUUUGUUUGAUUUGCUACUUCCAGUAGAGGUAAUGGGGAAGGGCGUCACAAAGAAACUGACAACAUAAGCCUUGGACUCAUAAUGUACAUAUGUCAAUAGUGUAUGUAAUGUUCUUAGAAUUGUUUUGGGGACCUUUUACCUCCAAAUACAUUUUUUCAAAAUAACAUUUAAUCCUAAAACCGUCUUUCUAGUCCAUGUUUCAAAAUGAAGUAUGCCCUUUUAUAACCUCAAAAAUCAAACAAUAAAUGCUAUGUUGG